AUGACAACGUCAAAAUCAGACAAAAGAAGAUGGCUGAAACAUAUUCAGAAAACUAAACUAAACGGAACUGCUGAGGAGGUGAAGAAGAUUGUCAACACUCUUAACGAAGCUCAAGUACCUUCCCAGGAUGUCGUUGAGGUUGUGGUUAGCCCUCCAUAUGUGUUUCUUCCUCUUGUUUAGAGCACAUUAAGGUCUGACUUCUUUGUCGCGGCUCAAAACUGCUGGGUUAAGAAAGGAGGUGCCUGCUGGGUUAAGAAAGGAGGUGCCUUCACUGGUGAAGUCAGUGCGUAGAUGCUUGUGAACUUGGACAUCCCAUGGGUUAUCCUUGGUCACUCUGAAAGGAGGGCACUCCUCAAUGAAUCAAACGAGUUUGUUGGAGACAAGGUUGCCUAUGCACUUUCUCAAGGUUUGAAAGUGAUCGCUUGUGUUGGUGAGACUCUUGAGCAGCAAGAGGCUGGGUCAACCAUGGAUGUUGUGGCUGCCCAGACUAAAGCUAUAGCUGAUCGCGUGUCGAACUGGUCAAAUGUUGUCAUAGCCUAUGAACCAGUGUGGGCCAUUGGAACCGGAAAGGUCGCUAGCCCAGCCCAAACUCAGGAAGUAAGUUGUUUUCUAUGCGUGUAUGAUGAGCUUAGGAAAUGGCUUGCAAAGAACGUGAGUGAUGAUGUGGCUGCUACAACCCACAUCAUAUACCGAGAGGUAAACAAUAAAUAACGUCAUAUGACUAUAUUUUGAUUUAAAUCAAAUUCCAACACAAAGUUUCUUUGAUUCUCAGCUUGAUUAUGUAUAUAAAUUAUCAGGAUCCGCUCAAUGGUGGUAACUUCAAGGAGUUAGGUGGUCAGGCCGAUGUUGAUGGUUUCUUGGUCGGUGGUGCUUCU
Brassica rapa (field mustard) is the source of this 875-nucleotide messenger RNA. Its product is annotated as triosephosphate isomerase, cytosolic. Gene Ontology annotation, molecular function: triose-phosphate isomerase activity. Gene Ontology annotation, biological process: glyceraldehyde-3-phosphate biosynthetic process; glycolytic process; gluconeogenesis. Gene Ontology annotation, cellular component: cytosol. The record is from RefSeq and is a predicted model, not a curated record. Lineage: Eukaryota; Viridiplantae; Streptophyta; Magnoliopsida; Brassicales; Brassicaceae.